AUGGCAACCAACGAGGUGCUUCUGCAGAUCUUCACCAGCACCCUCUCCCCCGACAAGGUCCGCCGCGAGCAGGCGGAGGCGGCCCUUACACAAAUCUCCGCGGAUCCACAACUGAUCGUUCAGAUCAUCCACUUCGCAUGCCAGCAGCUCCCGCAGGACGUUGGCGCGGAGGUGCACCACGCGCAGCACGCUGCCGCCAUUCGUGUGCGCAACGUACUAGGGCGCAGCGACUGGAACCGCCAGUCGUACUUCACCGCCGACGUGAAGGCGGCGGUGCGCGGGUGCAUUGUUCCGCUGCAGUGUGAACCGCAUGUGUCAGAGCGAAUUCGCCGGCAGCUGCUCGCCACCACACAGGAGCUCGUCAGUUACGAUUUUCCGCGGCAGUGGCCGACCCUGAUGCCGCAGCUCACGUCUAUACUCGACGCGUCUGUGGUGAACCUUCGCGUCGCGGCAGACGUGUCGCAGGUGCGGGAGGCUGCGACGCUGCGGCUCAAGGGUGCCCUCGGCGUGCUACGUGCCUGCUGCAAGUACUACCAGAACCCCAUGACCAUGGAGGCUGAUACCAUGGAUGAGUUUGCCGACUCCCUCUGCCCGUCGCUGGUGUCUCUCAUAGAGCUGCUGGUGGGCGUCUGGACGCAGGAGCUGAUGGUGCAGCAGCAGCAGCAGCAACAACAACAACAAGGAAAUGAUGGCAUCGGUGGUUCCUGUGGGAAUGGGCCCAUCUCAUUCACAGUCUCUGCGUGGCACACGGAACUCUCGCAUUGCCUGCGCAUUGCCCUAAAGUGUAUUGAUUCCCUCGUCAGUGUCCGCUGGCCACAGUACCUCUGUGACCUAAAUGCGGUGGAUCGUUUGUGCCAAGGUUGCAUUGGACAGCUGCUCGACGCAACGCACGCGACACUUCUCCCACUCUACCGCCAACGCAUUCCCGUCAAUGAUGGCGAUGAUUCCGACAUGUUCUCAUUGUUUCACGAGUCGGCAGUGUGGAAGCUUCUGAAGUGGGUGGAAUGCUUGUGCCACACGCUUCUGAAGGAACUCAUGUUCCCCAAGGAGUGUGAGCGCCGCGCACAAGCGGCAGCCAGACACUUCUGCGAACACCACCUGCUGCGGAUUGUGCAGCAGGCACUCGACCUUGUGCGGUGGCACGCGGCCCCGCGGCUCCUCACUUCGAAGGCGUACAUCAUGGCACUCGAGAUCCUCACGUUCGCAGUGAACAGGCGGGCGGCGUACCGCGACAUCAUCGCCCCACACGUGGAGGAGCUCAUCAAGGGCCUCAUCUUCCCCCGCCUUGCCUUCUCUGCGCAGGACGCGGAGAUAUGGGAGCUUAACCCCGUCGAGUUCGUGCGGCAGCAGACAAGCCCCACGGGAGACCUGUUCAACGCAAAGGUGGUCUCCGUGGGUCUUCUUAUGUCGCUCACGGUGCCGACAAAGUCGUUUCACAACGCGGCGAUGAUGAACGAUGUCAUGCAGUACGUGCUGCAGCAGCUCGCAACCCAUGUGGAGGCGGCGUCGCGUGGGGACCUGGCGGCUGCUCGCGUCGUGGACGCCGCGCUCUUCACCGUCUACCACUUGAACAAGACCCUCGCCGCGAUGGACCUGGGUGACGAUAGGGUGGAGUGGGUGCUCACCAGCUACGUGUUGCCUGUGGCGAGGGGCCCGAUCGGAUUCCUGCGUGCUCGCAGUGUGCUCGUGCUGAGCGUGCUCGCGCCCAAGAUACGGUGGAGCAGCCCACAGAGUUUUCAGAACGUCCUCGCGGCGGUGCUGCCGCUCCUGCAGGACGCGGAGAUGCCGGUGCGCAUUCAGACAUGCACGUCGCUGGCGCCGCUCAUAUGUCACCGCUACGCGCGGGACGUUGUCACACCGUGCAUCGGCGACAUUAUUCAGCAUUACUUCAGCGCCAUGCACCUCAUGGACAACGAGGGGGUCGUGCGUACGCUGCGCAGGACAAUGAAGCAUUACCGUGACAGUCUCUCGCAGUGGGCACUGCAGCUCACCGAUAUGCUGGUACACCACUUUGAGCAGGUGCUGCGGCGCACCAUAGCCGCGGAGCACAAUGAUGACGCCAUGCCGACGACGUUUAGCUUCGACAAGAGUGCAGAUAAGCAUGACCCGCUCAAUGGCGAUGAUGGCGGUGUUACCGACUCCAUCAUGGUCGCCGACGAAAUUCUGGAGACCCUCACAACACUCGUGCUUGCACUUCCUCACCACAGCAAUACUGUGUCCGCAGCGCAGAUGGAAGGCAACCUGCUGCUGCAGAUUCAGCAGCGCACCGCGCCUUUAUUGUUCGCCGUGCUCUCCAAGGAGUGUGGAAGCAGCUUCGGCUUCAUGGAUGCCGCGCUGAAGCUGCUUACCACAAUGCUCUCUCAGAGCUCUGCCGUGGCGCCACCCACGUGGCGGCUGCUUCUGUGUCUCCACCGCCUCGUGGUGGAGGGUGCAGUCGACUACUUUGACGAGAUGCUGCCCCCGCUAGACAACUACGUUUGUGUGGCUCCCGCGCUUUUCCUUCUAUCUCCCAUGAACGAUCUGUGCGAGGUGCCGGAGUUCGCUGUGAAUCUCGCUUCCGUGACACCGGCUCAGGUCGUCAGCACAAUGUGUGACGCAGUGCUGAACAGCAGUGAUGCCCUGAGCAUGCGCGAGGUCUCUGCCGUCCCUAAGGUGUACGACUCCAUCCUCCAGAACUUGUGGCAGCUCGAGCAGCAGAAUGAGAGCCGCGCAAUGACAACAACAGUAGCAAACAGUCUCGUUGAGUACAUUACACAGACUGUGCUGCGGGUGCUAAAUGACUUAUCCGGCCGGAAGAAGCGUCACCGCACAUUAACUGUGUUGUUUGCCAACAGCAUCCUUUCUGCGGUGUUGGCAAACACUGCUCUCACUGUCGCGACGCUCACUGCCUCCGGCGCCCUCUUGCCGUUCUUCGUUCAUUACAUUCAGCUGGUGCAAGGAGAGGCGAUGCAGACAAUGCUGCGCUCUUACGAUCACCGUCUGUUUGUGAUGGCCAUUGCGGCGCUUGUGCGGCUGCUGGCUGGACAAGCGGAGCUGGUGUGCGGUGUGGAUGAGGCGCUGUGCCAUGUGCUGCAGAGCGGUGUGUUGUUAACUUACAGCCAGAAGGAAGGAAAUCUCGCUGCAAUGGAGCUGAAGAGACGGUCAGCGCCCCACGGUGCCAACGGCGACGACGAGGAGGCGGAGGAGUGGAGCGAUGAUGAUGACGACAGUGACGACGAUGACGACGGUGAUGAUGAUGAUGAGGAGGAGGAUGGUAUGGACUCUGAAUGGGACGACGAGGAUGAGGAUGAGGACGAGGAUGCACCUGGGGAUGCGUCCGCGUUGGCAAACAGCAGUCACUUGCAGGCGCUACUCAUGGCAACACGCGAUGCGCGUCUCAGAUCGGCUUCCGCUGGUGAAGGGGACGACGUGGAUGAUGAUGAUGAUGAAGAGAAUCUUCUUGAUGAGAACGACUUCGUGAGCCCUAUUGACACGUGCAACGCGUGGUCCGUGCUGCUGGACACUGUUAAUCACACGGCUGCUACUGCCACUGCUCUAGCGGGUUCAUCCACGCGUUUCUUCCAGCUUCUGAAAGACGCCGCCGCCCAACAGCAACUGGAGUCGAUUCUGCAAGUGAGUAGCAUGAUGGGGCGACUCAUGGAGGCCCGCAAGAAGCGGCACACGACUGCUGCUGCUGGAGCUACUGAUGCUGCAGAACCAUCCCCUAACGCGUAA
This is a messenger RNA of Trypanosoma grayi, 3714 nucleotides long. Its product is annotated as importin-7. NCBI's taxonomy places the organism in Eukaryota, Euglenozoa, Kinetoplastea, Trypanosomatida, Trypanosomatidae. Gene Ontology annotation, biological process: protein import into nucleus. Bases 1 to 3714 code for a protein of 1237 amino acids. Gene Ontology annotation, cellular component: nuclear envelope; cytosol. The transcript has a single exon. The record is from RefSeq and is a predicted model, not a curated record.